This is a messenger RNA of Pecten maximus, 4102 nucleotides long. RefSeq names its product putative RNA-binding protein Luc7-like 2. The record is from RefSeq and is a predicted model, not a curated record. Gene Ontology annotation, molecular function: mRNA binding. The coding region runs from base 1696 to 2907 and encodes 403 amino acids. Gene Ontology annotation, cellular component: U2-type prespliceosome; U1 snRNP. The transcript is spliced from 10 exons. NCBI's taxonomy places the organism in Eukaryota, Metazoa, Mollusca, Bivalvia, Pectinida, Pectinidae. Gene Ontology annotation, biological process: mRNA splice site recognition.
AUUUUAUACUUGCUGCAAUGAACGUGUAAUAUUUACUGGCAACAUAUUUCAAGUAAUAUCAAGCAAAAUGUCGGCCCAGGAUCAAAUGCGGGCAAUGUUAGACGAGCUCAUGGGCACUUCAAGGAAUGGGAGCUAUUUCAUGAGCUGUUUCCCAGUCAAAAAUGAAAGGGUGAUGAAAGGCCAAGCCGUGAGUUGACAAAUCUUAGAUCUCUUGCAGAUAUUGAUUUUGUUUUUCUUGUUAUAUGAAAAUUUAGCUUUGUUCUUAGUUAAUAUGAUCAUGUUAAUAUGUUCUCUGCUGUACUGAUGUUACAUUCUUAGUGUCAAGAAGGCUCAAAAUUCAGAUAAAAGGAUGCAUGCAGAAAUUGUAAUUAUUGAAUUCCUGCUGUUGAAGUAAGUGACUAUAUAGAAGUAACAAGAGGAAGAGUAAGUUAAUCGUGGAUAUUCAGGAACAACUUAACUUAAUUAUAUCAAGCUUUUUAAUUACAAUUUGCUUUGACAUAAUUUCAAGAUAAAAGGCAAAUAAUUUUGAACUCUUUGUGGGAAAGCGAUUUGGUGGAUAUUUAUUUUCAGAUGCAGAAGUGCGGGUUCUACUUUCAAGUAGGGAAGGCAUGAAUUGCUUGAAAUAACCGGCCAAUAGUAUGUCAUGUCAAGGACCUCCCUCAUUCGCAGUGUGUAUGUUAUGAGAAAAAUAAAAAUAGGAAGUUAAAAAAAAAUGGAAUUAAUUUAGCACAGUAUACUGGGCUCCAAGAUGUUAGAUAUAUGGUCCCUUAUUACCUUCAUACCAACAGAUACACAUGACUUGUGAGUAGUGAAGUGUACUGUUGGUAUAUUCAAUGGAAUUUCAAAAUGGAUUCUUACUGUUGUACAAAAAAAAACUUAAAUAAUUUCAUUGCAACUUUGCAGUAUAUGACAAUCAUAGUAGACUAUUUUUUCUUAUAAUUUCAUAUUUUUCAGCUUUUGUUCAUGCAAACCAAAUGUAAAAGAUUGAAUUGAUACAGUACAUGUUUUAUUUUAAAGAUAAUCAUAACUGUUAAAAUUUCACAAACCACCCCCUAAUGCUUUUAUGCCAAUUUCUUUCAUCUUGCUGUCCCAAUCAUAAUAUUGUAUAUAUAUAUAACAGCAACAUAAAGCUGUUUGCUCCUAUUAAAUUCUAAGCUUGAAUUCUUGUUAAAAAAUUUCUUAGGUCACUAUUACAAUACAAUGGGAGAUAAUUUGAUAUUCUAUUGCAAAACAUUGUUUGGUUGGUUUGGGGAAAGGUGCAGACACCAUAUAGAUCUAUCCUCUUUACUCAGUGAUGGAAUUAGAAAUGAAAAUUUGAUAAUCUAUAUAUUCCUAGUUUUAUAGGAGCAACCAGUGCUUGUUGCGUGAAGAAAGAAGCUUUCAGAUUGUGAUUUGUUGGUAUAUUCAAAAAUUCAUAAAAGAUUAAGUACUGUUCAUCAGUAAAAAACAAGCCUGAGCUUCAAUAUUUUUUCAUUGUUUGAAUUUUCAAAUUUGAAAGUUAACAUUAAAAAAAGAUAUGUUGUAGAUGCUGUAUUGUCAGAUUUAUUUAAGAAAACACAUUAUUGUUUAUUGUUUUCCCCAUCAAUUUGAGUGACUUGAUGCCAGCUUCUUUCUUAUCAAUGUUAAUGGACAAAUUGUGAAUUGCCUCUCUGGGAAGUGCAAGCAUUGGUGACAGAGAAAUCAUACUGAUGUCCUAUGUUCUACGCUAAUCAGUUUAUGAAUGAUAAAUUUUUAGGGGACACUACGAAGUACAAAGUGAAGUUUGAUGAUCCUCGGGUAUGUAAGAGUUUCCUGCUAGCCUGCUGUCCUCAUGAUAUUCUCUCCAGCACGAGGAUGGACCUUGGUGAGUGUCCGAAGAUCCACGACCUGGCACUGAGAGCAGACUACGAGUGGGCUACCAAAAAGAAGGACUACUACUAUGACAUUGAUGCCAUGGAACACCUACAGAGUUUCAUCGCAGACUGUGACCGGAAAACAGAGAUGGCUAAACGGCGUUUGAAGGAGACCCAAGAAGAGCUAAGCGAAGAGGCUAACCAGAAGGCAGAAAAGAUUCAUCAGCUUGGAGAGAAACUUGGUGAAAAUAUGGCCAAGGCAGAGACCAUGGGAGCAGAAGGAGAAGUGGAGGAAUCCCUGAAACUGAUGGAAGAAGUGGAGGAACUAAAAAAAAAUAAAAGUCUUGCUGAGCAAGACUACAGAAAUUCAAUGCCAGCUUCCAGCUACCAGCAGCAGAAGUUGCGUGUGUGUGAGGUUUGUUCUGCAUACCUAGGUAUCCAUGACAACGACAGACGUCUGGCUGACCACUUUGGUGGCAAACUUCAUUUAGGCUUCAUUACAAUCAGAGAAAAGUUGGAGGAGCUAAAGACACGUGUGGCCGAGAGAAGAAAUUUGAGAGAAAAGGAAAGGGAGGAACAGAAAGUAAAGAGAGAGAAAGAAGAUGAACCCAGGAAAAGUAAAAGUGCUAGUCCUGUGCGUAGACGUAGUCGUAGUACAAGCAAGCGCAGUCGAAGCAGGAGUAGAAGUCGAAGAAAGAGCCGGUCUCGUAGUCAGAGUCGUGACAGAAACAGAAGGCGCCGGUCACACAGCAGUAGUCGCAAUAGAAGGAGAUCCAGGUCAGGUGAUCGUAGAUCACACAAAAGGUCAAGACAUUCAAGAUCCAGGUCUAGAUCUAGAGGCUCAAGAUCAAGGCGUUCCAGAUCGCGUCGCUCCAGGUCACGUCGUUCAAGGUCACGUUCCAGGUCAAGGUCACGCAGACAUAGAAGGAGAUCAAGGUCAAGAUCCAGACGUUCCAGAAGCAGAUCAAGGUCCAGAAGGCAUCGCCACCGAUCACGGUCAGAGCCACGCAGAAGUCGGAGUGCAGAGCGCAAAAGAGAUUCGAGGUCAAAGUCCCGUGACAGUUACCACUCAUAGUCCCCUUCUUUGAUUCAAAGGAUGAAAGUGCUUGCAAGAAGAAAGGAGGAAUCCGACAGAAUGUGCGCAUGCAUGAAUUACUCAAUAGAUCAUCUGUACACGACAACUGUACAAUUAUCCAGUGGACAAGAGGAAAAUUCAUGUUGCACGCAAUAAGGAGAAUUUCUGUGUACAUAUGACAUUAAAUAUCAAUAGUGAUACUUUAACCUAUUAUACUGAAUCUUCGUCUUUGACAGAUGAUUAUGUGUAUGAAGUGACUACCGCCGUAUGUAUAUGAAGUAACAUGCAGCAGAAUUGAAUAUAUUGCUCUGUUUUACCCAUUCUCAAUGCCAUUGGUUUACUUACUUACUUGAUGAUGAUAGUCCAGAACUACAGGUUUGAGUGGUACAGUAUGAAUAAGUCUUUUAAAAAAUUUUAAUUGUUACCAGCACAUGAUAUUAAACACUGUUCAUGAACUGGUUUAAUUCAUUGUAUAAAUUCAUCAAAACUUGUAGUAUAUUUCAUUUUGUAUUUUAAAUUGUAACUGAUGGUUGGUGUUACAAGUCUCAAUGAUGAAAACAUAAUUUUGUACUACAUAAGUACACAUAUAUAUGUGAUGGCUAAAUGGCCAUGAGUUUAUGCCAUGACACAACACCAGUCUUUUCAUAAACAUAUACCUUUUAAAACACUACUAUUCAGGAAUUUGCCAUGAAAGCAUCCUUGGGGAAAGACAUUUUUAUAUUCAUAAUAAAUAAAUGUUAUUUUAAGGAAAAUUGUAUUCUCAUUUCAAUUGGUUUAGUUAUAAAACAAUAAGAUCAGACAAUUUGCAUGCAGAUUUCAGUGUCUUCUCUAGUCAAGUUUGGGUGAGCAAAACAAGCCUUUCUGGCCUCUUGUUCAUAUUUAUAGAUGUGAAAGUUGUCUUGAUACAACAUUAAUUAAAUGGUUUGGUUAAGAAAUUUUAUCGUCCUAGUAAUUUGGCUGAUUGAUACAUUUUUCCAUUCCAUAUACCAGGUAUGUAAAAAAUGCAUGCUUAAUUCACAUAUCAAGUGGUUUUUAAAAAGAAGUGUAGAGCAAGAAAAAUCAUUGUUCAAUAAUUUUUUGGAUCACUGAAGAAGCAGUUAAAUAAUAAAUAAAGCAUAUAGCAUAUUGAAAAUGGUCCUUUUGUUACGAUAAAUUGAUGGCAUGUAUUUGAAUUUGAAUAAAAGCCAUUGCCCUG